GUGUCGGCGCGGCCGCGGGCCGGGAGCCGCGGUGCGGGCGGUGUCGGCGGGGCCGCGGGCGGAGCCGAGCCGAGCCAGGCGGGAGGCAGCACCGGCCGCCCCGGUCGCACAGCCCGCAGCGGCACCCGUCGGGAGCGGAGCCCACCCGAGCCGCGGGGAGGAUCGCGCAGUAAUUGGAUUUUAAAAGUUACUUAAGCCCCGGAGUAAAAUACACGGCUCAGCCGGGCGCGGUAAUAAUCCGUUUAGCCGUAAUCUAAAUCCCCGGCGCCGGGGCCGUGCAACCGAGCGGCGAGCAGCGCCUCCGCCUCGCCGCCGCUACCGCGGGACCCUGCGUGGAGGUGGCCAGAGCCGUCGCCGGGCUUCGCGCGCGUCUCCCGUCUCGUCCUCGCCGCCGCCUUCUUCAGCGGGAGCAGCUCCGGAAACUUUCGCCGAGGGACGCGCCGCCGCGCUGCGAGAGCCGGAGCCCAGCGAGAAAGUCGCGGAGGUGCAGCGCGGAGCCGCGCUCCUCUCGCCGCUGCGGAGCCGCCGCGCCCCCGCCCCGCGGAAGGGGCUCCGCCGCAGCCCUCAGGGCGCUGAUGCCCGUGGGGUGCCGCGUCGCCCGGCUCUGAGAGACUCCCCGCGGUCCCCCGGGCCAUCGGCAGCCCCGGCGAUGCGGGCUGGAGGAGGCGGCGGAGCGGCGGCUGCCGGCUGCCCUUUGCUGGGGCUGGCCGCGCUGCUGGCCGCCCUGCUGGGGACCCCCGCGAGCGCGGCGGCACAGCAGUACCACGGCGAGAAGGGCAUCUCCGUGCCGGACCACGGCUUCUGCCAGCCCAUCUCCAUCCCGCUCUGCACGGAUAUCGCCUACAACCAGACCAUCCUGCCCAACCUGCUGGGCCACACCAACCAGGAGGACGCGGGGCUGGAGGUGCACCAGUUCUACCCGCUGGUCAAGGUGCAGUGCUCGGCCGAGCUCAAGUUCUUCCUCUGCUCCAUGUACGCGCCGGUGUGCACCGUGCUGGAGCAGGCCAUCCCACCCUGCCGCUCCCUCUGCGAGCGGGCCCGCCAGGGCUGCGAGGCCCUCAUGAACAAGUUCGGCUUCCAGUGGCCAGAGCGGCUCCGCUGCGAGAACUUCCCCGUCCACGGCGCGGGUGAGAUCUGCGUGGGGCAGAACACGUCGGACGCGCCGCAGGGGUCUGGCGGGGCGGCGGGCCGGGGGGCCACUGCCCACCCCACAGCUGGCUACCUUCCUGACUUCCUCACCCCGCCACUGCCCCCCUCCGGCUUCUCCUUCUCCUGCCCCCGGCAGCUCAAAGUGCCCUCUUACUUGGGCUACCGGUUCCUGGGGGAGCGGGACUGCGGGGCCCCCUGUGAGCCGGCCCGGCCCAACGGGCUCAUGUACUUCAAGGAGGCGGAGGUGCGAUUUGCCCGGCUGUGGGUGGGUGUGUGGUCUGUGCUCUGCUGUGCCUCCACCCUUUUCACCGUGCUCACCUACCUGGUGGACAUGCGCCGUUUCAGCUACCCGGAGCGGCCCAUCAUCUUCCUCUCGGGCUGCUAUUUCAUGGUAGCAGUGGCCUAUGCGGCAGGCUUCUUGCUGGAGGAGCGGGUGGUGUGUCUGGAGCGCUUCUCUGAGGAUGGCUACCGCACUGUGGCCCAAGGCACCAAGAAAGAAGGCUGCACCAUCCUCUUCAUGAUCCUCUACUUCUUUGGCAUGGCCAGCUCCAUCUGGUGGGUCAUCCUGUCUCUCACCUGGUUCCUGGCAGCUGGCAUGAAAUGGGGCCACGAGGCCAUUGAGGCCAACUCCCAGUAUUUCCAUCUGGCUGCCUGGGCUGUGCCUGCUGUCAAAACCAUCACCAUCUUGGCCAUGGGGCAGGUGGAUGGGGAUGUACUCAGUGGGGUGUGUUAUGUAGGUAUCUACAGCGUGGACUCGCUGCGGGGCUUUGUGCUGGCGCCCUUGUUUGUGUACCUCUUCAUUGGCACUUCCUUCUUGCUUGCUGGCUUUGUGUCCUUGUUUCGCAUCCGCACCAUCAUGAAGCAUGAUGGCACCAAGACAGAGAAACUGGAGAAGCUGAUGGUGCGCAUUGGUGUCUUCAGUGUCCUGUACACUGUGCCUGCCACAAUUGUCCUGGCGUGUUACUUCUAUGAGCAGGCUUUCCGUGGCACCUGGGAGAAGACAUGGCUCCUCCAGACCUGCAAAAGCUAUGCUGUGCCCUGUCCCAGCCAUUUUGCCCCUAUGAGCCCAGACUUCACUGUCUUCAUGAUCAAGUACCUCAUGACCAUGAUUGUUGGGAUCACGACUGGCUUCUGGAUCUGGUCUGGCAAAACCCUUCAGUCCUGGCGGCGCUUCUACCACAGACUCAGCACUGGCAGCAAAGGCGAGACAGCAGUAUGAGACCCCCCCAGUCCCCUCACACGCACGCAUGCACACACGCAGAGGAGGCGGCAAUGGCUCCCUGAAGAGGGAGGAAGGGAGGCUUGUCCAAACUUUUUCUUCCUCCCAGAGGGUUUGAAAAAAACAAAAAUCUUUGCAGAAAGGCUCAGAAGGACUGUGUCCAGUGGCGCUUAUGCCCAACUAAGUGGAAGAGCACAGAAAAAGAGGCCACUGGUAGGAUGGGAGAGUCCUUCGCGUGCAAGAAGUCCCCUUAUGUCGCUCUUGUACUACCCCUGUGCAGGGGAAAAAACCAACCUUACUUAAACCAUCCUUGGACGAGCGGGAGGGGAAGCCAGAUCUGUUGAGCUGCCCCUGCCAAGAAGUAGCCAAACCCUCCCUGAAUUGCUGGGGUCAAACUGCGGCGUGGGCCGGGUAACCCUGGCCCGAGCCUGAGCUUGCUGCCUGCUUGGCUCCUUCCAGCUCAGCGGAGCCACCACGUGAGUACCGCACAGCCAGCUACGGCCCGGUGAGGUGCCUCUGCUCUGUCAGUUCCUUUUUACCUCAGUCAUACCUCUUGUAAUUGUUUUAAAGUGAAAAUUUGGCCCUCGGUCCGUUGUUCUUGCUGCUGUGGGGAAGGAGGGGGUUGCUAUUCCACACCCUGAAAAGAAAUGACUUGUUGCUUUUCAGCAGAAGGCUUUUCCCCCUUGCCUUUGUUCUAGGAGACAAAGGGGGAAACAAAAGUGUUUUCUAUGUAGAAAGGCAUAAGCAUGGGAUCAGUUUUUAUGGGCAAACUAACAAAAAGAAGUCGUUGAGGUUCACCCUUGGAUGUGAGGAGCUCGCAGAAAUAAACAUUCCUUUUAUGAAAAAAGGAGACGGCAGGAUGUUUUCCUGCCGUUCAAUGUGGGUCGCUUUUCUAAGCUGAAGGAAACACAAGACUUAGAGGGCAAGAAGAGUGUAACCAAGAGCACCUGCCAAAACAAGAGCCAUUAAAAUAUGUAACAUAAAGGUACCAGUUUGCUCUUUCCUUCCCCUAAACCUGCUUUCUCUCCUGCUUUGCAGCGGGCUCGCUGCAGGUAAAGUCAAUACACAGCUGGCUUCUGGGGACGGGAGGAACAGUUUUGGCUCACGAUGGACCCUGUGCCUGCUCCUCAGGUUCCCUGAGCUGCAUGGCUGUGACUCCUGGCACAGGAGGGGGCUGGGGUUUAGAAGCAAGCAGUUGUGAGUGAGGAGCCUUCUAAUUUCAGCUAAAAUACAGCUGGUUCAGUUUCCAGUGAUCACCUCUCGGAAGGAAAGACAUUCAAAAACCAACCAUCAGAUGCAUCGUUUUCUUUUUGAAAUGUGACAGAUUUUUCUAUGCUGAAAUUUUUACGUUGCCUUGUUCCUAUUUUAUUUUUUGCAUACUCCUUUACCUUUAUAUUCACUGAAGGGUUGUUUUUAUAAGUAUAUGUUUGUGUGUGUAUAUUCUUGCCUAAGGACAAAAUAGGACAUUCUGGAUUUUUAGCAAGUCUCUGCCCUAUAGCUGCUCUUCACUUUUUUUUUUUGGGGGGGGGAAAAGUGUCUGGAAUGAAAUCUAAAAGAGAAAAACCUGUUCAGGGUGAGGGGCAGACUGCUGCUGUCUGAGGGCAUACCAGUAGUCUGGGCAUGAGGAAUGGGCCCAUCAGCCAAAUCCUUCAGUAGAUCUGAUUUCAGACUUGCAGAGCUCGGGUUUUUGUCUUUUAUCAUGUGCACGUGGAAGAAAAACAAAUGUGUAAGACAAGUGCAGUAUGUAUAUUUUGUAAAUCUCAUUUUUGUAAGAAAAUAUGUAUUUAUGUUUUUACUUGAUUUUUUUUUUUUGAAGGUCUGUAUGAGGCCCUGCUUCAUCCCGUGUACAGAUCACUAAAUAAAUAAUUUUUAAUACAAGG
Strigops habroptila (Kakapo) is the source of this 4248-nucleotide messenger RNA. RefSeq names its product frizzled class receptor 7 (gene FZD7). Gene Ontology annotation, cellular component: plasma membrane. Gene Ontology annotation, molecular function: Wnt-protein binding; Wnt receptor activity. Lineage: Eukaryota; Metazoa; Chordata; Aves; Psittaciformes; Psittacidae. Gene Ontology annotation, biological process: canonical Wnt signaling pathway; non-canonical Wnt signaling pathway. The transcript has a single exon. The record is from RefSeq and is a predicted model, not a curated record. The coding region runs from base 650 to 2368 and encodes 572 amino acids.